AUGUUUUCUAAAUUUAAGAACAAGGAACACUAACAUAAUUUACAAUCAAAUCCAACCACUCCUUCUAAACAAUCAACAUCAUCUAAUUCUUAGCAAAACUCAUUUGUUCCUUAAUAAAUAACCCCAAAAGAAUCCAUGUUUAAAGGAAGUCUAAAAGUCAAAACUCCAUUAUAAACUUUUCCAUAAUCACAAUCAAAUCUACAAUAGAUUACUAUAGAUACAUAAUAGUAAACAAAUUCUCCAAUUGUUUCUACUUUUAAUUCAGCAGAUAAUUUGUAAACUCAAAUAAUUGAAUAUCCUUUGGAUUAACAUAAUGUAGACUAAAAUGUAGAAAUCAAAAUUGAUGAUGCUCAUUUUAAGUAGGCUACCUCUGGUUUUAGUUUUCUUAAAAGGGUUAAAUAGGAAACAUCCUAAUCAACAGAUGAAUCAACCUAAGAUUAAAAUGAAAGUUUUAUUGUAUGUGGAAUGAAUAAUCAACAAAAUUCUACAUAAAUAUAUCCUUAGGAUUAAAUUGUUUUUUCUUUUUUAAAUAAUGAUACUACAAACUAAUAAGUAAAUGAAAGCAAUUAAUAAUCAUAAUUCUACACUAAUCAUACUCUUAUUAAGUAAUAAGAUAUAAAAAAUAUCAUUGAUUCUUAAAAUUAGAAAAAAUUAAUUUAAAAUAUUAAUACUCAAAUUGAUGGCUCCCAUCUUGAACAAUAUCAAAUAUUAAUAAAGUAGCUACAUGGUUAUGAAUAGGAAUAGGAAAAAAAAAAGAGUGAAAUAUUUUUACAACAGUAAAAAAUGGAAUAAUUGAUAUGUAAUCAUAUAAUUAAGAUUUCUUAGCUCUGAAUUAUAAACAAUUAAAUGAUUUUCAUAUUUAACUAACUAAAUUAUCUUUAGAGGAGUAGGCAUUUGCUUCAUCAGAAUAAUUUGAAACAUCUCUAUAGGAAGAAUAUGUAGAGAUUUAAAAAAAAAUUUAGACAAUAGAAAAAUAAAAUAAAAUGUAUGAAUUUGAAUUUAACAAUUUCUAAAAUGAAAAACUAAAAAUAAAAUCAGAUGAAUAGAUAUAUUAUAAAAUUAUUGAGUAAUAAUUAGAUGAAAUUGAAAAGAUCCAUUUGAAAUAUAUUGAAUAAUAUUAAUAGGAAAGUACAACUACUAUUAAAAGAUUAUUACAACUUCUUGAUGAGGAGAAUGAAAGGCUCAAAAUUUAAUAAAUUCAUAUAGAUAUUAAUUAAAAACAUUUAGAUUAAGAAGAAUAACAUUUAAAUUAAAUAAUGGACAAUUAAACUAAAGAUUAUAGAAUAUCAUAAGAACUUCUAUAAAAAAAGAAAUUACAUUUAAAUACUGAAAUAACACAAUUAUAAUUAAUAUUAAAUUAGAAAAUAUUAGAAUUAUAGUUUGCUGAUUAAGAACUAAUUUAAACAUAAGAUAAAAUAUAAUAAGUUUAAUAGAAAUUCCAAUAAUAAUUAGGAAAAGUUUAAAAUAAAAGAACAAAAUUAUUUGAUGAAUCAGAAGCUUUAUAAGUAGAAAAAUUAUAAAUUGAAAACUUAGAAAUUGAAUGUAUUACUAAAUAAUAAGAUUAUAAAUAGAAACUUUAAGAUUUAUAAGAUUUAUUAAAUAUCAUAAAAGAAAAGAGAUAUAAUCUUAUAGAGAAUGCUGAUUUGAUAUCAAAUCAAUGUAAAUUAGAAAUUAAAGUAUUUCAUAAGUAUUAAGAAUAAAAGCAAAUUAGUUUCAGUAUAUUAUAAGAAUUACAAUAAGUUUAAAGAUCAAUUGAUAGAUUAAAUUAAUAAAGAUUUAUUAGUUAAUAAUAAUUGCAUGAAAUUUUAAACAAAAAAAGUGAACUUCAAAUUAAGCUACCAUAAAUGAUUGAUAGUAAAGCAUAAUUUGUUUAAAAUAAAAAUUUUAAGGGAGCAGCCAAUAUCAAUGAAUAAAUAAAGGAAGUUUAAAAAUAAAUAAUUCUUUUUGAAAAUAAUAUUUCUUAAAAUUAAUCAAAAGAAUCACAACUCCUAUAAUAAAUAGAUGAAAUUUAAGAUAUUUUAUUACUUAAAUAAUAAUAGUUCAAAUAAUUGAAUUAAAUAACUGAAAUAUUAAGAUAUUAAUUUUAAGAAUUAAAGUUAGAAUAAAUUUAAUAAUUAGAGUAUUAAGGAUUAUCUGCUUUAAUUUUAGAGGUAUGAUAUAUAUACUUAUAUUUUAGAUUAAGGAUGAAUUAAAGUUAUUAUAUCAUAAAAAUGAGGAUAUUCUCAAUCCAAUAAGAAAUUAAUCUUAAGAUAUUCCAAUAUUUGGAAAGGAUUAGGUUGGAUAUAAUAAUUUAAUAUUAGAUAAUGAUAUAAUUCAUGAAUAGUAUUAUCCUGAAAUUUAAUAAUAAAUCUAAAAAUUAAAAGAAAAAGUAUUUAAAUAUGCAUAAGUAAAAUAUAAAAAUAAAAUUUAGGAAGAGUAAUUUUAAGAAGCACAUCAAAUAUAAUAAUAAAUAAAUUAAUAUCAAAAAGAAGCUUUUAAUUUAAAUGAUGGUGUAAUAAGAAAUUUUGAAAUUGAUUUAAGAGAAAAGAUAAUUCAUUGA
Molecule: messenger RNA, 2539 nt
Organism: Paramecium pentaurelia
Lineage: Eukaryota; Ciliophora; Oligohymenophorea; Peniculida; Parameciidae
Source: the annotation of a GenBank genome assembly